This is a messenger RNA of Parascedosporium putredinis, 2463 nucleotides long. NCBI's taxonomy places the organism in Eukaryota, Fungi, Ascomycota, Sordariomycetes, Microascales, Microascaceae. The record is from the annotation of a GenBank genome assembly.
AUGGCCGACAAUCUUCCCCAGUGCCGCCGGCGCAAAGUCCGGUGCGACCGCUUGUCCCCGUGCACCACAUGCGUCCAGGCCGGCAACCGAGAGUGCUCCUACGCUACUCUCCCCAGCCGGCCCCUUUCCACCAUGAGUGGUGGCAGUGGCGGCGGCGGCUCGAACUCGGCCGUGUCCCUUGGCGGUGCGCCCACCACUGCCUCGUCUUCGUGCUCUUCCUCCUCCAUCUCCGCGCCCUCCGGUCCGGGCUCCACUCCCAUCUUCCUACCGCGGCGUCCGGCGCCCGGUAGAACCGACUCUACUCAGCUGAGUCCGGAGAUGGCUGCGGCGCUGCCCGUUGGCGGAGGCGGAGGCGGAGGCGGUGGCGGUGGCGGUGGAGGGUGGGGGCCGAGGACGUCGUCGCGGGAUCUGUUUGGGCGCGACAAUAUCUGGGUCGAUAACGCGGAUGUGGAGAGCGGGGGUUGGACCCCGGGUUCUCGUGGACCGAAUCAGGCAGCUGGAGUGGCAGGUGGAAUCGCUGAGCGCGGGGAGGGGUGCCUCGAGCGGGUCGUCGGCGGGUCGGUCGUUCAAGGAUGGGCCGGUGCCGAUGAGGGGAUGCUGCAGAAGACGAGGUUCUUGGGGCCUAGCCACUGGAUCCAUGCGUCUGUGCUGUUCCACUUUAUCAUCGGCCUAGCCAUGCGCUCCGAAAGCGCGCGAGCCAAAUUUCGCAUCACUCUCGGCGAGUGCAAGGCUCUCGCCCGCGCCAUCAAGCGCCGCCGCAUGCCCGUCCUGUCGACCAACGAUCUAGGAAACUCCCUAGCCAACCGUGCCGUUGCCGACGGCCUCAUCGACAUUUACUUUUCCACCAUGGAGGGGACGUACCGCAUCUUGCACGUCCCAUCGUUCCGCGCCGAGUACGAGCGCUAUUGGCGCGACGGGGGCCUAGGAGGCCCCAACUGUGGUGGCAGAGCGGGCGGCAUGGCCUUCCGAAUGCAGAUGCAGCUCUGCGCCGCCAUCGGGGCGAGCAUGGCCGACGACCGGUUCUCCUUGCGGGAGGCGGCGAUGCGGUGGACCUACGAGGCGCGCAUAUGGCUCCUCAUGCCGCCCGAGAAAGCCACCAUCAGCAUGGCCGGGGUACAAAUCAUGUGUCUGCUGCAGCUCGCGCGCCAGGCGUGCGGCAUGCGCCGGCGGGUGUGGGCGACCAUUCUCGAGAUGGUGGUGCAGACCAGCAUCGACUCGGGCGGACCGCCCCUCCUCUCGCUCGACGACUACGAUACGGAACCGCCCUCGAACCUCGAUGACGACAGUCUCUCCGACGACCUCUUCCCCACCGUGGCGUACGGCUCGAGCGCGGGCGACGCCGACCGCGAGACCGAGCCGUCCGAGCGCGGCGGAGACGCGGCGGCGCACACGCAAACCUCCCUCCAGCUCCUCCUGCUCCGCCACUUUCCCAUCCGGCUCGCGGUCGCCAAGAUGGUCAACGGCGCGGGCUCCCGGCCCGGCUUCGAGGAGACGUUGCGCCUCAACGCCGAGCUCACGGCCUCGUGCCACGCCAUCUCCCGCGCGCUCACGCGCCUCGUCGCCACCACGGCGUCCUCGCCCUCGGCCGCCGUCACGGUUUUUCAUCAGCGGUACGUGGAGAUGCUGACCUACCGCUUCGUCGUGGCGCUGCACUACCCGCUCCUGCCCGUGGCGUUCGAGAACCCGGCCUACUACUUUUCGCGCAAGAUGCUCGUCGAGUCGGCGCGCCGGCUCGGCGCCCUGAUGGCGCGGGCCCCGGACGACGGGGAUGCGACGACGACGACUCCUCCCACGCCCGGGUCCGUCUACUUUGCCAACUUUGCGACGUGCGCGUCCGGGUCGACGCGCGCGAUCCUCAUGCAGAGCGUCAUGCUGAUGGGCCACGAGCUGCUGACGGCGCAGCGGGAGGCGGCGCAGGGUCCGCUGGGCGAAGGGGGUCUGCAGCAAGGCGCGCCCGCGUCGCCGGGGGCCGGAGGCGUGGCGCUCGCGGCGGCGGACCCGGGUAUGAAGGCGGCGAUGAAGGAGGCUGGGGCGUGGAUGGCCAAGAGGAUCCGGGCCGGGGAGACGAAUGUCAAGGCGAUGCUGUUUUGCACGGCGCUGCUGAGCCAGGUGGAGGCGGGGGAGGAAGGGGUGGCGGCGGCGGAGCUGGAAGGGUGGAUGAUGGAGAGGAUGAAGGUGGGCGUGGAGAAGGCGUACGAGCUCAUGAAGGAGUCGGCGAGGUACUGUGGUGUGGAUGUCGGCGAUGGGCCGGCGGCGGAGGGUGGUGGUGCGGGGGUGAGGCGGGGGUGGAGGAGGCCGAGGUGCCUGUUGGCGAGCAGGAACAACUUCCUCAGGGCGUGCUUGGGGGUUGAGGUGGGGGAUGGGGGUUGGGAUAUGAGCAUGGCUAUGGAUGGGCAGAGUGAUCCGUUUGAUGUGAUGAAUUGGGAGGUUGAGUGGGAUGACGAUAUGAUCAACUUUCUGUAA